Messenger RNA from Staurois parvus, 452 nucleotides. The record is from the annotation of a GenBank genome assembly. NCBI's taxonomy places the organism in Eukaryota, Metazoa, Chordata, Amphibia, Anura, Ranidae.
AGAGGGGGGGAGAACACUGAGUGGAGGUCAGUGGAGUGAUUGGCAGAGAGGGGUGGAGGUCAAGGGGUGGAGGCCAGUGGAGGGAUUGGCAGAGAGGGGUGGAGGACACUGAAUGGAGGCCAGUGGAGGGAUUGGCAGAGAGGGGUGGAGGACACUGAAUGGAGGCCAGUGGAGGGAUUGGCAGAGAGGGGUGGAGGACACUGACUCGAGGCCAGUGGAGGAUUGGCAGAGAGGGAUGGAGGACACUGAGUGGAGGGUGAGUGGAGGGAUUGGCAGAGAGGGGUGGAGGACACUGAGUGGAGGCCAGUAGAGGGAUUGGCAGAGAGGGAUGGAGGACACUGAGUGGAGGCCAGUAGAGGGAUUGGCAGAGAGGGGUGGAGGACACAGAGUGGAGGCCAGUAGAGGGAUUGGCAGAGAGGGGUGGAGGACACAGAGUGGAGGCCAGUGCAGGG